Mytilus trossulus (common blue mussel) is the source of this 486-nucleotide messenger RNA. RefSeq lists its product as uncharacterized. The transcript has 4 exons. Bases 111 to 413 code for a protein of 100 amino acids. The record is from RefSeq and is a predicted model, not a curated record. Lineage: Eukaryota; Metazoa; Mollusca; Bivalvia; Mytilida; Mytilidae.
AUCAUGAUAACAACUGUUUCCCACGUAUACACAUCUGUAAACAUAUAAUUAUACUUAGUCAGCAAAUGUUGGCGAUUUUUAUUAUAUUUUUACAUUAGAUAGGCCAAAGUAUGGAUGUUAGAUCUCUUUAUGGAGGAUUUAUCGUCUUUUGUGUUAUUUUCUGUACCGUCGCAGCCAUAGAAGAAUGUAAACUAGAAAAAGACCCUGGUUAUAAAUGUCCAGACUUUCGAACGGGAUGCAAGACUCACUUUCACAAUAAUUGCUCUACCAUACCAUGUGAUGGGGUUCAAACAUGUGACCCGGAAAGGUUCGAUAGUCCUUUUUGUUGCAACAACUAUUGUGGCGGGUGUAUGGCAGUUGUCUACUGUAACGGCAAAAUUGUCAAUUGUUUCCAGGAAGAGAUCAUUAAUUGAUACAGUAUCAACAUCAACAUAUUUGGCAAAUAAAAAUUCUGUUAGAUAAUCUUUUUCUAUUUUUAAAUGUGAC